CAACAACCUACCACACUCCAACAGCCGUUUGUCUACAAGCUCAUCUGACUCCAUGGUAGAAAUCAUUCAUGACCCCCCUGUUCGGACUGACACUGUCAGCCCGACAUCCUUUGUUGGAUCCGAAGACGACAAGCAUCGACUCCUCUAUAGCAAAUCCAAAGUAUACAUCAAUCCUACGGCAUAUUCCAAGGACAAUAUACCGGGGUUCGUAGCGCUUGUGAAACGGGAGGCGGUUAAUCCAACCUAUCUACUUGCAUGGAUCCCUGAGAAGCUGCUCCAUGAACGAGGUGUUAAUGAAUGGGACAAGUUCCUCAAAGCUGAGGAAAAGAUAGAUAUAGAUGAAGAAGACGAAGAUGCGGUUCUCAUUGAUUUUCCAACGCGAAGACCGGAAUCAUACGCAUUUUCCGUUUCGUUGACCUCUAUCUACUCGUUAGUAGUUCAGCCGCCGACAUUGUCAUCGUGGUACGGAGCAGUCACUGUGAAUCUCAUCAACGGAUCCACACUUCCAACCUUAUACUUCCACGAUGACGAGUCGCUUUCUGGAACCUUGCCCCCCCGACCCGAUCGAACGCAGUCCACUACAUCUUACCCGCCUGCAUCUCCGCAGUCAAACCGUCCAGUGACCUCCUGGGGAGGCGAGUUACUUCUCUCUCGCUUGCGGUCUUAUGCGCAUCUUCUGCGCUCGACUUUGCAGCCCUCGCUCUUCAUAGUAGAUCCUUCCAAAGCAGAUAUAGACAUUCACUCUACACAAAUCUAUGACGACGACGCCGUGGAUGAUAUUCUCGCGCAGUCAUCGUAUGUGAAUUCUCACUCUCCAGUGCCUGCUCACCGGAUGCCCCGCCCGUUAUCGAGCGCGCCAUCAACGACUCCAAAUCCUUAUUCCACUCGUUCGUCGGUACUUCAUCGCUCGCUCUAUCCUCCGUCCAUCUCCUCAGAGCAAUCUUCGUCGCAAGCACGAAUGGCACUUUUACAGUCGUUCACCAAUAUCACUAGGGCUACUAGGCAUGCCGCACAGAACAUACUAUCUCAUCCACUAGCCAAACCCAUAGUUCCCCAUCUUCCAGACCCUGUCAAGAGUCUUGUCAAUGCUAAGGGUGAGUGGGAAUGGGGGAGCUGGGUAGAAAAAGGAGGAGUCGGAGAAUUUGAGAGCGCCCGCGUAUAUCUUGCUCGCUGGGCGCGCAUUGUUGCAGAAGAAGGAGACAGAGCGCGACGCCGAGAAGCUCAGGCGCUUCCUUCCUCGUCUGACAUGGCACUGGAGACCUCACCCCUGGGUGUCUUUGAGCUUCUUCAGACCACAAGAAACCUCCCUGCUCCUAAGAUGUCCCGAGAUCCUGCUCACCCGGUUGAUGAAGAGACUUGGCAGAAGUGGUUUGGGCCGGACGGAAAACCGAAGAUUCGCGUCGAGGAGAUGAGAAGAGAAGUAUUCAGACGCGGCAUUUCACCGAAAGGCUUUAUACGAAGAAAGAUAUGGCCUCUCCUACUUGGCGUGCUUGAAUGGGACGUUGACGCAGCCGAGCGUGCUCGUCAAUGGGAUGAAAAACGACAACGCUUUCACGAUAUCAAAGCAGAGUGGUUUGGAGUGUCCGAGAUAUUUGACCGUCAUGACGUCGUUGAGGAGCGUCAUCGCAUUGAUGUUGACUGUCGAAGAACGGAUCGAACCCAGCCUCUUUUCUCCACUACGUACGCAGACUCGUCGACAGCGGCUGAGGACGAGCGCCGAACGCGAUUUUCUACCAUCUCUCCUCAGAUGACGGACAUAGGUGCCCAAUCCCCUAGCAACGAGCAUAUAGAUCGACUAGCAGGGAUCUUGCUGACGUACAACUUCUAUGACAAAGAAUUGGGUUACGUUCAGGGCAUGUCAGAUCUCUGUGCACCCAUCUUUGUCGUCAUGGGAUCGGAUGAGGAAUUGACCUUUUGGUGUUUUGUGGAGGUUAUGAAACGAAUGAAACAGAACUUUUUGCGAGAUCAGAGUGGCAUGAAGAGGCAACUUUCGGCACUGCAAGAACUCAUUGGCAUGAUGGAUCCAGAGCUAUACCGCCAUUUUGAACAAGCAGAUGGGCUGAAUUUGUUCUUCUGCUUCAGAUGGGUGCUCAUUGCUUUCAAGAGGGAAUUUUCCUUCGAUGAUGUACUGCGCCUCUGGGAGGUAUUUUGGACUGACUAUUACAGUAACAAUUUCGUUCUGUUUGUCGCGCUAGCCAUUCUUGAGUCUCAUCGGGAUAUGAUCUUGCGAUAUCUAGUGGAGUUCGAUGAAAUCCUAAAGUACUGCAACGAAUUAUCAAUGACAAUCGAGCUGGAUUCGACAUUAGCUCAGGCGGAAGUGUUGUUCCUAUCCUUCGCGCAGCUCGUGGCCGACAUAGACAGGCGAAGAGCCGAUGAAGCUUCUUCAUUAACCACUCUGCAGCGUCGCAAGACGACGAAAGGAGGCGCUCAAGAGGACGAACAGGUUAAAGUCAAGAUGCCCGUUCUAAGUGACAAUCUUCGGGACCUCUUGAAGGCGGGACGAUGAGUUGGAUGAUUUAUAAAGUAACACAUGCACAAUCUUGGGUCAACGUCGCCACAUGCCUUCCUGUACUAAGUAAUAUUCUGGUAUUCAGAUUACCAGAUUUUUGUACGACUUAACUGUUCGAUUAGAUUGUAUCUUGUAUUUGAUAAGAGGGCACGUGUAUGCCUAGCUACAGGGUC
Messenger RNA from Coniophora puteana RWD-64-598 SS2, 2682 nucleotides. Its product is annotated as GTPase-activating protein gyp7. The record is from RefSeq and is a predicted model, not a curated record. The transcript is spliced from 12 exons. Bases 53 to 2506 code for a protein of 817 amino acids. Lineage: Eukaryota; Fungi; Basidiomycota; Agaricomycetes; Boletales; Coniophoraceae. Gene Ontology annotation, biological process: activation of GTPase activity. Gene Ontology annotation, molecular function: GTPase activator activity.